AUGAUGGCGACAUCAUCGUCAGUAACAAGUGACGACGAUAGUGUGGUUCUCUUGACGGGCACGUACGGAAACCUCUCCAAGUUUUCUCUUGUCCAUCAGCCAACAACCACCCUUCGACCAGGAGAAGAAGCAGCUGUGUUUGUACGCGUUCUCUCCCCACAAACGGUUCAACUGGGAAAGACGACGGAUCCUCUGUGUGCCAUUCAUCGCUUCAAAAUUUGGUGGUGCCGACCCGUCUUUCAACGUCCCGUCCCACCCGAAACUCUCCUCUUGCUGGAGCUAAUUCAAGAUCAAUACAGACUGGUUCUGCCUGUCGUGUUGCCCUUGAACAAUCACCACCACAAAUCCUUUGCCUCGUCUUCUCUCAGAGGGAGUUACGUAGGUCAACGAGAAGAGCUGCUCCUGUAUAGCAAUCACAAGGAGACUGGGUUGUAUGUUGGAAUUGGCAAAGAUCCUUAUGCUUUGAUACAGGAGGGUGUGUCACUGGCUACUCAACUCUGGAAUUCUCCCACAACCUCUUUUUCGUCCUCGACCUUGCACGACCGUACACAACGAAACAAUGUCAUUCUGGAAAAGUUGGGUUGGUGUUCAUGGAAUGCCUGUUAUACAAAUGUGACGGGGCCAAAACUGGUCCAAGCAGUUCGUGCGCUCCAGCAAGACCAUGGUGCUCCCAUUCAGUGGAUGAUUGUCGAUGACGGGUGGCAGCACAUCACCACUCCAUCAGAAGCAGCUGACAAAGCGGACGGAUUUCAAUGGUCGCAACGACUACAAUCCUACCGGGAAGAUCCUGUCAAAUUUGCCAACUUGUCGCUCCAAGAGACGGUGCAACAAUUGAAACGGGAUCUCGGCAUUCAGUCGGUGUGGGUGUGGCAUACAUUGGCAGGAUAUUGGUUGGGGGUCAACCCCAAAAGCGGCUCGUUUCAGGAGCAGGCCGCAAUACACUACCCACACUUUCCGACCGGUAUCAUUGACAGUGAUGCAUCGGCAUCUGUGGAAGCAAGUGUGGAGAAAGGGAUUGGCAUUCCCAACGACGCCGACGACUUUUUUAGACGCUAUCACACAGAUUUCUUGGCGGGGGAUUGCCAGGUGGACGGAGUCAAGGUAGACGCCCAGGGUGUCAUUGGUAUACUACAGGCCAGCAGAGCAGAUGAUGGUGCCGAAAACAACAAUGAGAGUGCACAGCCGAAAGAACGAGACGCACCCGUGUUUCGUUUGCACGAUGCCAUCGCCACGAGUGCCUUGGCAAACUUUGUAGCAGCAAGUUCUCACAGGACAAGUGGUGAAACGGACAUUCCACCAAAGCAACCGACAAAUCCUUCGAUUCUACAUUGCAUGGCCCAUGCACCCGAAAUCUUCUACCGUUUUCCAACCUUGUACGGUGGUAAAGGGGUGCCCUUUUUUCGAGCAGCCGAUGACUUUUACCCGGACAAUCCACAUUCCCAUGGACCACAAAUAGUGGCUUGUGCUUAUAACUCGCUGCUCUUUCAGCACGUUGCAAUCCCGGAUUGGGACAUGUUUGCCACUGGACCGGAGAUUGGAGAAGACAUCUUGCAAUGCCAUGCCAUUGCUCGAUGCAUCAGCGGAGGCCCAAUCUACUUUAGUUCCUCGCCCGAGAAAAUGGAGCGCGGCCGCCCCAAAUGGAUGGACUGGAUCUGUUGCCCGAAUGGGACGACACUACCUUGUCGUGGCACGGCUUUGCCGUUGCCAAACUGCUUGCUGCAAGAUCCGCUCGCUUCAAAUGCUGAACCACUGGUUCUUUGGAAUACGAAUGGAGGCGGCUUUGCCCAUGACGAACAGAGUGAUGAUGGCGAAAGGGAAACUACGACCAGUGGCAUCUUUGGCCUGUUCCAUUUUGCUGCGGGUGGAACUUGGGAUUAUUCAAAGUUGACGUAUGUGUCAAACGAUAGGAUGGCAGGGACAGACUUGGAGGAGGAUGGGGGAGCGGAUGUAGAGCUGAGCCCUGCUUUGAUUCCGGUCUUUGCUGCACACCGCUAUGCUGGAAUGUCCUUUCUUGCCACCUCCUUUGUCGCCCAUACCGUGGAAAUUCUUCCCAGCCCCGGCGCUGCCAUGAGCAUUCGAUUGCAGCGGAGCCAGUCUAACGCACUCACGGUUUACCCGAUUCACCAAGUAUCGUGCGGGGUGGGAACUGUGGAUUUUGUGGCACUGGGGUGGGAAGGUAGAAUCAACGCAGGCGGGGCAGUCAAAGACAUUCAGGUCAACCCAGAUGGUGCUGUCGAGAUGUCGGUACUGGGUUGUGGUGACUUUCUGAUGGCACUUCGAGUCAAUGGCAAAGAACCAAGUCAAAGCUGGCUCGAGAAAGCAGUCUUCUCGGUGUUCGUUGAUGGUGCCGUCGCAGAAUACAACACAAUCUGUAUCAUUGCCAGUGAAGAAGCUGCCAUCAGCCACAAAGCAGUGCCUAGCUCAAAGUUGCAAACGAAUUUGUUGCAGCGAGGUUUCCUGCCUGUGGUCGUAGCAAUGGCUCCUCUUGACUCACAUCAUCAAAUAACUAUUAAGUUUGAAAACUGA
Molecule: messenger RNA, 2526 nt
Organism: Seminavis robusta
Lineage: Eukaryota; Bacillariophyta; Bacillariophyceae; Naviculales; Naviculaceae
Source: the annotation of a GenBank genome assembly